AUGCCACAGCAGCAGCAGCCAUCAAUCGUUCGCACCAGUCACUCACCUUCCCAAGAGCGGUCGUACCCUCCUCUCAACCAGCCGCAGAAGCAUCAACAAACCGACCAUUCUGGACCCUGCAUUCAUGGCCGGUCCCGGUCCAGGUCCCGGUCCAGGCCCUGGUCCAGGCCCUGGUCCAAGUCCAGCUCCAACUCACGGUCCAAGUCACGGUCCAAGUCCCGAUCGUGGUACUAUUCUGCUAGCUACCUCAACUCGUCCUCGUCACCUCUCUCCUCCUCCCGUGGUUCGUCCCAGGGAUUGUCACAGUCAUCAUCCGUGCCUAGUCCCAAGAAAUUAGCCUGGGUCUCUCAGCAUCACUCAAAGCAUCACCGACGUCGUCGCAGAAUCCACAGGUGUCCUAUGGACACGAGGUUUGCCCACUUGAACCCGGUCAGGCGAGCGCAGGCCAUGAGUCGUGAGUUAAAGGACGAGAGCGACGUGGGAAACCCGGGAGAGGGUAGUGCGCGGGAGAGCCAGAAAGAUGACCGUUUCGGAAACCUCACGCCGGAGCGUAGACUGCAGGAAUUGCGGUUGGAGAUGGAGAGGCUAUCACAGAUGAUGGGCGGAAGCUCUCGGUGGAGUGGACCCGAGUUCGAUUGCCUACUUUCCGAAGAAGCUUGGAAACUACUACACGAGGAGAGCACCCUCGAAGGGGUAGUGAAGGGUACCUCAGAAGUGGGCGGCGCUCGGCCAGAGUUCGAAAGCGAGCCUCAGCACGCCGAGGCCGUGUGGCGUUAG
This is a messenger RNA of Rhipicephalus microplus (southern cattle tick), 777 nucleotides long. RefSeq names its product serine/arginine-rich splicing factor 4-like. The record is from RefSeq and is a predicted model, not a curated record. NCBI's taxonomy places the organism in Eukaryota, Metazoa, Arthropoda, Arachnida, Ixodida, Ixodidae.